AUGGACACAAAGGGGAGCUACCAGCAAUUUUUGGAUAAAUUGCGGAAGUCCGAACUGAUGGAAAGAUUACUAACCUCAAAUUUUCUUUCAUUCUUGCAUAUUCAGUUGCAGCUGUUAAAUCUAGCAAGAGAACUAGAGGUGAUUAUGCAGAAACAGACUGCUGAGCCAGCUGGAAGCUGCAUUUCUAAUGAUGGCGUAUCAUUUCUUGACCAAGUCAUUUAUCCUCUAUAUGAAAUCGUUGCAGCUGAAGCAGGCAACAAUGACAAUGGGCGGGCAGCACAUUCUGCAUGGAGAAACUACGAUGAUUUCAAUGAGUUCUUCUGGUCUGAGAAAUGUUUUCAGCUGGGUUGGCCGUGGAAACUGAGUAACCCAUUCUUCUCAAAGCCUAAUAGGAAAGAGCAGGGCUUGAUAAGUAGGAAUCAUCAUUACGGAAAGACAUCUUUCGUGGAGCACAGAACUUUUCUGCAUCUUUACCAUAGCUUUCACCGCCUCUGGAUGUUCCUACUAUUGAUGUUUCAGGGACUUACUAUCAUUGCUUUUAACAAUGGCAGUUUUGACACAAAUACUGUAUUGGAACUUCUUAGCCUUGGCCCAACUUAUAUCAUAAUGGAAUUUAUUGAGAGUGUAUUGGACAUUCUAAUGAUGUAUGGCGCCUAUUCAACAUCUCGUGGUUCUGCAAUUACUAGAGUGAUCUGGCGAUUCUGUUGGUUUACUGCGUCUUCACUGGUCAUCUGUUACCUAUAUAUCAAGGCACUUCAAGAUGGGGUGCAAUCUGCACCUUUUAAGAUUUAUGUUGUUGUAAUCAGCGCGUAUGCGGGUUUCCAGAUAAUCAUCAGCCUACUCAUGAGUGUUCCCUGCUGCCGUGGUUUUACCAAUGCUUGCUACAGCUGGUCUUUUGUACGCCUUGCCAAGUGGACGCAUCAGGUCUUGUCCCUUUUCACGCGUUCUGACUAUCUAAAAGCUGCCUUUCUAUAUGCCGCUUUCUGGCUUGUUAUUUUUGCUGCGAAAUUUUCAUUCACCUAUUUCCUCCAGAUCAAACCUCUUGUAAAACCAACAAGACUGAUAAUCAGUUUCAGAAGCUUACAGUAUCAAUGGCAUGACUUUGUCUCAAAGAAUAACCAUAAUGCGAUUACAAUCCUUGCUUUAUGGGCUCCAGUGGCCUCAAUUUAUCUUUUGGACAUCCAUGUUUUUUACACUAUCAUGUCUGCUAUUGUUGGAUUCCUCCUUGGUGCACGUGAUCGCCUAGGAGAGAUUAGAUCUGUUGAAGCAGUUCACAGGUUCUUUGAGAAGUUCCCUGAAGUAUUCAUGGAUAAACUUCAUGUUGCUGUUCCAAAAAGGAAACAACUGCUAUCAUCUGGUCAGCAAGCAGAGCUAAACAAGCUUGAUGCAUCUAGAUUCGCUCCUUUCUGGAAUGAAAUUGUGAAGAAUUUGCGGGAAGAGGACUACAUUAGUAACACUGAACUGGAUUUACUCUUGAUGCCCAAGAAUAUAGGCGGUCUUCCAAUUGUGCAGUGGCCACUUUUUUUGCUUGCCAGCAAGGUUUUCUUGGCCAAAGAUAUUGCAGUUGAUUGCACCGACUCACAAGAUGAACUCUGGCUAAGGAUCUCAAAGGACGAAUAUAUGCAAUAUGCUGUCGAGGAGUGCUUUCAUAGCAUCAAGUAUAUCCUGUCAUCUAUUCUAGAUAAAGAAGGCCAUCUCUGGGUGCAAAGGAUUUUUGAUGGUAUUCAUUUCAGCAAAUUGCCUAAUGUCAUUGCCAAGCUUGUUGCUGUAGCGGGAAUACUGAAAGAAACGGAAUCUGCUGAUAUGAAGAAGGGGGCAGUUAAUGCGAUUCAAGAUCUAUAUGAAGUUGUUCAUCACGAAGUGCUUUUUGUUGAUUUGAGUGGUAACAUUGACGAUUGGAGUCAGAUAAAUACCGAAGGCCGCCUCUUCAGUAAUCUCAAGUGGCCAAAUGAACCUGGAUUGAAGGACAUGAUCAAACGAUUGCAUUCACUUCUGACCAUCAAGGAAUCAGCUGCAAACGUUCCUAAAAACCUGGAAGCCAGCCGGAGACUGCAGUUCUUCACGAACUCCCUGUUCAUGCAAAUGCCUCUUGCAAGGCCUGUUUCAGAAAUGCUUUCCUUUAGCGUAUUUACUCCAUAUUACUCUGAGACUGUGCUUUAUAGCAUCGCCGAACUCCAAAAGAAAAAUGAAGAUGGUAUAUCUACACUGUUUUAUCUUCAGAAGAUUUAUCCAGAUGAAUGGAAGAACUUCCUUACUCGCAUCAACAGGGAUGAAAAUGCAGCAGACACUGAACUUUUUAGCAGUGCGAAUGACAUAUUAGAACUUCGGCUAUGGGCAUCUUACCGUGGGCAAACAUUAGCGCGAACAGUUCGUGGGAUGAUGUACUACAGGAAGGCUUUGCAAAGUUAUUUGGAGAGAAUGCAUUCUGAAGACCUCGAAUCUGCAUUUGAUAUGGCUGGUCUGGCUGACACACAUUUUGAGUACUCCCCUGAAGCACGCGCACAGGCUGAUUUAAAAUUUACGUAUGUGGUUACCUGCCAAAUAUAUGGAGUGCAGAAAGGAGAAGGGAAACCAGAAGCUGCAGAUAUAGCCCUUCUGAUGCAAAGAAAUGAAGCUCUCAGAAUUGCUUACAUCGAUGUUUUUGAGAGCGUUAAGAAUGGAAAGCCUAGCACUGAGUAUUACUCAAAGCUUGUUAAAGCUGACAUCCAUGGAAAGGACAAGGAAAUUUAUUCGGUUAAAUUGCCCGGCAAUCCAAAGCUUGGGGAGGGUAAACCCGAAAAUCAAAACCAUGCUGUAAUAUUCACUCGCGGAAAUGCCGUACAAACCAUUGAUAUGAAUCAGGAUAACUAUUUCGAGGAGGCACUCAAAAUGAGAAAUCUGCUUGAGGAAUUCUCUCAAAAUCAUGGCAAGUUCAGGCCUUCAAUUCUUGGUGUUAGAGAACAUGUCUUCACCGGAAGUGUUUCCUCCCUCGCUUCGUUUAUGUCAAAUCAAGAAACUAGUUUUGUGACAUUAGGACAGCGUGUUCUUUCUAAUCCACUGAAAGUGAGAAUGCAUUAUGGUCACCCAGACGUGUUUGAUAGAAUAUUUCAUAUUACGAGGGGUGGCAUAAGUAAGGCGUCCCGUAUCAUCAAUAUCAGCGAGGAUAUAUUUGCAGGGUUUAACUCUACUCUGCGUCAAGGGAACAUAACUCACCAUGAGUAUAUCCAGGUUGGUAAAGGAAGAGAUGUUGGGCUUAAUCAGAUCGCACUAUUUGAAGGAAAAGUUGCGGGAGGAAACGGCGAACAAGUUCUUAGCAGCAAUAUAUACAGACUUGGGCAGCUUUUUGAUUUUUUCAGGAUGUUAUCCUUCUAUGUGACUACUGUUGGGUUUUACUUCUGUACUAUGCUAACUGUACUGACAGUGUACAUAUUUCUCUAUGGUAAAACUUAUCUGGCUUUAUCUGGUGUUGGAGAAUCAAUUCAAAAUAGGGCGGAUAUACAGGGAAAUGAAGCAUUGAGCGUGGCUCUGAACACCCAGUUUCUUUUCCAGAUUGGUGUGUUCACUGCAAUUCCUAUGAUUCUAGGUUUCAUCCUGGAAGGUGUCCUGACGGCUUUUGUUAGCUUCAUUACUAUGCAGUUCCAACUAUGUUCUGUAUUUUUCACGUUCUCUCUUGGAACAAGGACUCACUAUUUUGGUCGCACAAUACUGCAUGGAGGUGCAAAGUAUAGAGCAACUGGUAGGGGUUUUGUGGUACGGCAUAUUAAGUUUGCUGAGAAUUACCGUCUUUAUUCCCGAAGCCAUUUUGUGAAAGGGCUGGAGGUUGCACUUCUGUUGGUUAUCUUUCUAGCUUAUGGUUUUAACAACAGUCACUACGCUCAUUCAGGUUCAAAUGGCUCUCGCGUGCGCUGGCUCUGGCGACGCCCUGCUCGCCUCGGCGGCGCCGCGCCGCCGCCGCUGCCGCCCUCGCCCCUGGCCUCGCCCGCGGCCGGCCCGCCGGCACCCCCCUCGCCCGUUUCCCCGCCGUCGCCUCCGGCUGUCCCUCCGCGCGAGUCUUGGGCUGACCUCGCCGAGGCGGCCGAUGUUGCUGCGGGCCGCCCCAUCGCCUACCGCAACCGCAUCCCGCCCCGUGCCCCGGUCCGGCCACCUCCAUCCGUCCCAGCCGGCGGCCCGACUCCCAGGGGUGGGAGUUCGGCCUCCCGCGGGACCGGUCGGCGCCACCGGCGGCCAUCGGGCGCGGUGCCGUCUCCUGGGUCGAAAAAAGGGGACGCCUUGGGGUCUCGGGCCUCUCCCCGGCGGCGUCGUGCUGGCGACUGGGGCGUCGCCGGCCGCGCUGACCGUGGUGCAGCGCUCGCCUCCUGGCGGUACCCCGCGCUGGCGGCGUCCGCCUCUGCUCCGGCCGGCCCGUCGCCGGCGGCGGCGCUCGCGCUCUCGGGCAUCCUUGUCCGGCGAGCUCCCUUCCGUCCGUUCAUCUCCGCCUUCGGUGCCGCUCCCUCCCAAUCUCCGGCCGGCCGGUGUGCCGUGCCCUGGCCGCGCCGUCCCCUUCCUGCCCCGGCGGCGACCUCCGCGGCGGCGCCUAGGGAAACCCUCGUGCCCCGGUUGGUUGCCCCGGGCAGGUCGUUUCGGGCCGCUCUGCUUAUGGGCCUCCCUGGGGCCCAUCCUGUUGGACCUACCCUCGGGCUGUCGGCCGAUGGGCCCCCAGGCGGGAGGUGGGCCGCUGACCGACGCGUGGGCCGGCCGCCCAGCCCCGCCGCGCGUGGUGUGGCCCAGCUGCGCCCCCUGGCGCGGUCUGGCCCGUCCCGGUGCUUGAUUUGGCCCCCUGUAGGGUUUCCCCGAGCCUCCCGUGCCCCGACCCUCGCUUCCCAUCCUGCUGCCUCGCAGGCCGCCUCCCUCGUCCCCUCCGGCCGCCGCGCCCCCUCGCCCCCGCCUCCGCCGCCGGCCAUGACCCGGGAGUGGGGCGACGCCGAAUCCCGCCCGAAGCGGCGCGCGGAUGACCGCCGCGACCCUCCGCGCUCCUCCCCCGACGGCCUCCGGCGGGAGGCUGACCUCCGGAGCCAGCUCACCUCCCGCCCGGCUCGCCGAUCCCCUGCCCGCGACUCCCGUGACCCCCGCCGCUCCCCUCCCCGCCAAUCCCGCCGCUCCCCGACGCGGGAUGACCGCCGCUCCCACUCGCCUGCCCGCCGGGAUCCGCCUCGGGAGGACUCUCGGGACCGGGGCCACUUCCAGGUGGCUUGCCCCAACCCACCGACCUGCUACCUCUGCAAGGAGGCCGGGCACCCCGCGGUUCUCUGUCCGGAGCGCCCGGUCACGGAGGAGAUCAUGAUGUACGGCCACGGCAUCGAGGACAUGGGCUUCUUCCAUAUUGAGGUGCCGGAGCUCCCGCCUCCCUCCCCCUCGCUCCUGGCCCUUGUGACGGUCGUGGGGGAGGGCGUCGCCACUCCGGAGCUGAUCGAGACCGAGCUCAACCACCUCUGUCGGUGCAAGCGGGAUUGGCAGGUGACCUCCACCGCGCCCAACGCCUUCUCGGUGAUCUUCCCCGACGCCAUGAGCAUGGGCUUCUGCACCCGCAGCGACAACAUCACCUUGGCCCUCAACGGGAUUGUGGUGAAUAUCUCCGAGCCGAGGUGGGAUCCCAAGGCCGUGGCAGUCCUGGACACGGCCUGGCUCCUCAUCGCCGGCCUCCCAGACGUGGCCCGGUCAGAGCGGGUCAUUCGCAGUAUGUCCAAGAUCCUGGGCAAGGUGGUGGUGGUCGACGAGCUCUCUCUACGCAAGGAGGAGGAGGUCCGGGUCAAGGUGAAAUGCCUGGACGCCUCCAAGCUCCAUACCAUGCUUCGGGUCUUCUUCAACGACGACGGUCACGACCUCACCAUCUGCCCCGAGCCGCCGAACCACAUCGGCCGCCCCCGCCUCUCCGCUGACAGCCUCCAGGGGGGCGGGCCCGCGGAUGCCGAUGGGUCCCACCACCGGCGCCCCCGCCACUCCCGCUUCGACGACAACAAGGAGGACGACAACAUCUCUGAGCGCUCCCGCUCCCCGUCUCGUGAGCCCGCCAACCCCCCCUCGGGCCGCGGCGGCUCCGGGCAAGGCCGCACCCGAGUGUCCGCCACGGACCUCGCGAUGGCCCUCCAGCUGGCCGCACCCCCAGUGGCGCCCUCUCCCCUGCCUCGGAGUCGUGGGACCACGGGGCACUCGGGAGGCAUCCUUUUAGGUGUGAAGGAUGCCACCUUUGAGGUUGGCGGGAUGGACCGGGGCGAGUUCUUCGUUAGCAUGGAGCUCUUCGAGAGGGCGCUCAACUUCAAAUGGGAGGUUGUCAUUGUCUAUGGGCCGGCGGACCACCGCCGCUCCCCGACCUUCCUUGAUGAGCUCCAACGGAAGGUCUCCGCCUCCACCUUCCCGGUGGUUGUUGGAGGGGACUUCAACCUCAUCCGCUCUCCCGAUGAUAAUAAGAAUAAUGACCGAAUCAACCUCCCCAGGAUGCAGAUGUUCAACGACUGCAUCGCGGAUCUCGGCCUCCGCGAGCUUGAGCGGACGGGUGCCAGGUUUACCUGGACUAACCGCCAAGCCGACCCGACGCGGUCCGUCUUGGACCGCGUCCUAGUCUCCCCGGAAUGGGAACUUAGAUGCCCCUUGGCCUCGCUUCGUGCGAUUACCCGGAUUGGGUCGGACCACGUCCCUCUCCUUCUCUCCACCGCCGAUGAACGCCCUCCCACCCCGCCUCGCUUCAGGUUCGAGCUCUUCUGGCUCAACCAAGCGGGCUUCAGGGAGGCGGUCGCGGCCAAGUGGACCUCUGCGCGCUCCUCUCCCCACCGAUCCAUGUCGGCGGUGGACUCCUGGCAGUUCUGUGCCAAGCUCGGCCGCCAAUUCAUGAAAGGGUGGGGAGCUAACCUUGGCAGGGACCUCCGCGAACGAAAAAAGUCCUCCUUGAAGCCAUCCAGGCCUUGGAUUACCGCGCGGACACCUCCGGGAUCUCCCGGAUGA
This is a messenger RNA of Aegilops tauschii subsp. strangulata, 6954 nucleotides long. Lineage: Eukaryota; Viridiplantae; Streptophyta; Magnoliopsida; Poales; Poaceae. The record is from RefSeq and is a predicted model, not a curated record.